AUGAAGCAACGAAACUCUGCCGGCAUCGUCAUCAGUGCCGUCGCCGCCGCCGCCGCCGUCCCCGUCGCCAACUGUCGUCAAGGCACCAACCGCCUCCUCCUAGCCCACGUUGCGCCGGCUCGGGCACCCUCGUCUUCACGCCGCUAUCACGGCCAGCCUCGUGCCGCCCUGAACCCGGCCGCUUCUGCCAGCGCAUCCCGCCGACCUGUAGCGAACAUCAGCUCUCACCUCCGCCUCCUUAGGCCUUCAGCUGCAACAAACAAGACUACGCACCUACGUGUCCGCGCCGGGCGACUCUUCUCCAGCACUGAGCCGCAGCGCCUCCAAAGUAGCACCGUCUUCUCCCCAACCCUUCUGGCUGUCGUCGUUGCCAUUAUCCUUGCUUCCUGGACCGCAACUCGCAUCGCACCCGCGGUCGUCGAAACCAUCUCUCCAGGUUCACUCACGGACACGGACCCCACCCCCAGCACCAGUGGCACCAUGUCGAUCGACGCCAUCGCACAAGGACACCUCGGCAACCUAACGCCAGAGCAGGAACAGAAGCUUCGGCAGCUGUGGAACGCCUUCUUCAAGGUCUGUGGCAUUGCCGAUGAUUCGGGCUCCUCUGUUGGUAGCGCUACAGCAGAGGCGUUGUCCAAGGCGCCGUCCGUGAAGGAGUCCGAGUCACCUCAGAAGAAACGUUUCAGUCUCUUCCGCUGGGGAGGCAACGAGAGCGCAGAGAGCUCCAAUGGGAGCAGAGAUGCGACGCCAGAUGACAAUGACAAGUAUGGGCAAACCAAGGACUACCACAAGACUCUAAAGAACAACAGUCCGGACUCUAUCCGUCAGACAAUCUGGUCCAUGGUGAAGCAUGACCACCCAGAUGCCCUCCUCCUGCGAUUCCUUCGGGCUCGCAAAUGGGACGUGGAAAAGGCCCUGGUAAUGCUCAUUUCCGCUAUGAACUGGAGGCAUAGCCAGAUGAACCUGGACGACGACAUCAUGAAAAACGGUGAGGGCGGUGCCAUCGAGGACGAGAAGAAUGGCAGUGCGAGUGCCAAGAAGCUGGGGAGCGAUUUCAUGGCCCAGUUGCGCAUGGGGAAAAGCUUCCUCCAUGGUACGGACAAGGAGGGCAGACCAAUCUGCGUUGUACGCGUACGCCUGCAUAGACCCGGCGAACAGUCCUUGGAGAGUCUCGAGAGGUACACGGUCUUUAUUAUUGAAACAGCCCGCCUGGUUCUCGAGCCUCCUGUCGACACUGCGACCAUCAUUUUCGAUAUGAGUGACUUCACGCUGUCCAACAUGGACUAUCAGCCAGUCAAAUUCAUGGUGCAAUGCUUUGAGGCGAACUACCCUGAGUCACUUGGCGCCGUUCUCGUGCACAACGCGCCGUGGGUGUUCCAAGGUAUCUGGAAGAUUAUCCGCGGCUGGCUCGACCCUGUCGUGGCCGCCAAGGUUCACUUCACCAAUUACCGAGCCGGUCUGGAGGAAUUUAUCGCCCCGGAUCGCAUCAUCAAGGAGCUCGACGGUGACGAAGAUUGGAAGUAUGAGUACAAGGAACCGGCCGAGGGUGAGAACGAGGCCAUGAAGGACACGGAGACGAGGGACCGGCUUCUCAAGGCCAGGGCCGACCUCUACGGCGAGUUUGAGGCGGCAACUCGGACCUGGAUCCGUGCCGCAGACUCUGAAGAGGGCAAGCAAGCAAAGGCCGAGCGAGAGCAGAUUGCCGAGAACCUGCGCGCAGGCUAUUGGACCCUCGAUCCGUAUAUCCGGUCUCGGUCGCUGUACGAUCGGGUGGGGGACAUCCUCCCUGACGGAAAGGUCAACUGGUACGCAAAGGCAGACCAGGAGUCGGUCAAGCAGCCCAACGACAACGGGGCUCAGGCAUAA
Molecule: messenger RNA, 1866 nt
Organism: Purpureocillium lilacinum
Lineage: Eukaryota; Fungi; Ascomycota; Sordariomycetes; Hypocreales; Ophiocordycipitaceae
Source: RefSeq, a predicted model, not a curated record